Molecule: messenger RNA, 1001 nt
Organism: Aethina tumida (small hive beetle)
Lineage: Eukaryota; Metazoa; Arthropoda; Insecta; Coleoptera; Nitidulidae
Product: filaggrin
Exons: 5
Coding region: 93-818 (241 amino acids)
Source: RefSeq, a predicted model, not a curated record
CUCUACCUGUCCACUGCGGGUCCCCACCUUCCACGAAGAAAAUGUAAAAUAACUCAGUGAGAAUUAAACCAGCGGGCACUUUGGACCACGCUAUGAAGCUUAGUUUUGUUUUGGUUUUGUCAGUUUGGCUGACGGUACUUUGUUUAUCAGAAGCCAACACACCACCUCAUGCCGUUAACCCAGAUCAUCACCACGCCAAAUCCAUAGAGCAGGCUCACGGUGACCAAAAAAAAGAUGAAAAACACGUCGUUCACAAACAGACAAAAAAAUCCGGCAAAAAGUCAAGUCACGAUGAAGAAACUUCGAACAAGGGGGAAAAAUUGAAUGAGAAACAUGUGAAAACCGACGACGAACAUGGUGGAAAGAAAACCGAGCAUUUUUCUCAAGCCGGGCACCAAAGUUUCAAGCAACUGCAGGAGGAUUCCCAACAUGGCGCCAAAGCACAAGAAGGGGCACAUCACAAGAAAGGCAACUACAAGAAGGGAUUCAGGGAGAAGUACCACAAAGAUGAGUUGAAGAAACACGACAGUUUUUACAGUAACUCCCAUAAAAGUGGUGAAUACAACGUUUUCGGUAAAAAAAGUCAAAAACACCAAACUCAUUCAUUGACUAAGAAGAAGGCGAACAACCAUAAGAACCAAAAAUCUGAAGAUCGCCAUGGAAAAUCUGGAAAAUCUCUAACUGGACAGAACGUGGAUGUGAAGAAAGGUCACCAAGAAUCCAAAGCUGGGAAGUCUCACCAUGAACACAGUACCAAAUGGGCUAAAAAAAGUUCUAAGAAAGGUGGAAAACAGUUUAAACAAACCGUUCAUAAAUAAUUACUUAUAAUAGUAUUUCAUAAAAGGUCUUGAACGUUGUUGUCUCCAAUAUUCAGGUCACUAUUAAUAUUUUCGAAUUAAAAUAAUUUAUUCCAGAAUUAUCCAAAGGACAUUAUAUCGUAAUAUUUUAUAUCGUGUAGUAUUAGAAGAUAAUUUAUAAAAAUACAUUAAUAAUAUUUUUAA